Rangifer tarandus platyrhynchus (Svalbard reindeer) is the source of this 999-nucleotide messenger RNA. The record is from the annotation of a GenBank genome assembly. Lineage: Eukaryota; Metazoa; Chordata; Mammalia; Artiodactyla; Cervidae.
AUGCGCUCCCCCGCCCUACCCCACAAGCCUGAUCUGCCCUCUGAAAAUGGAAGUGUCCAAGUUGGAGAAUUGUUACCUUGCAAGAUUUGUGGAAGAACAUUCUUUCCAGUGGCAUUGAAAAAACAUGGACCUAUUUGCCAGAAAACUGCCACUAAAAAACGGAAGACUUUUGAUUCAAGCAGACAAAGAGCUGAAGGAACUGAUAUUCCAACAGUAAAACCUCUUAAACCUAGGCCUGAACCACCAAAGAAGCCAUCUAACUGGAGAAGAAAGCAUGAAGAGUUCAUUGCCACAAUAAGAGCGGCUAAAGGCCUUGGUCAAGUGCUGAAAGAGGGUGGCAAACUUCCCCCACCUCCUCCACCGUCCUAUGAUCCUGACUAUAUUCAGUGUCCAUAUUGCCAGAGAAGAUUUAAUGAAAAUGCAGCUGAUAGACAUAUAAAUUUCUGUAAAGAACAGGCAGCACGUAUUAGUAAUAAAGGCAAAUUUUCUACUGAUACCAAAGGAAAAUCAACUUCUCGGACACAGUAUAAGCCGCCUGCACUUAAAAAGUUAAAUUCUCCUGGGACCACCUCAUCAGGAUCAUCACGAUUACCACAGCCAAGUGGCACUAGCAAAACUGUUGUGGGUGCUCCCUCAGCUAAAGUAUCUUCAGUUGGCAGCUCUUCGGGAAACAAACUUCAGACCUUGUCUCCCUCCCAUAAAGGGAUAGCAGUCCCUCAUGUAGGGACUAACAUCAAACCUCGAAAUUCCACACCACCUAGUUUGGCCCGAAAUCCUGCCUCAGGUGUGCUUACAAGCAAAAGAAAAACAUAUAGUGAUAGCUACAUGGCCAGGCCAGAUGGAGACUACAUCUCUUCAUUUAAUGGUGGAAACACUAAAGGCAUUGAAGGAAAUUCAGCGGGACACUUACCAAAAUUCUGCCAUGAAUGUGGGACUAAAUACCCUGUAGAAUGGGCAAAGUUCUGCUGUGAAUGUGGCGUUCGAAGAAUGGUUCUGUGA